ACCACAGUGUUAGUAACUUCAUCCCCUACUACUUCUGCUGCCCUUAUCAUUGGUCUCACUGUGGGUAUUGGCGUUCCAGUGAUAAUAGGAGUAGCUUUUGUCAUUCUCAUUUUGCUGAUGGCUGUGUUUCUGAUAAUGAAAAAGAAGGCUGGCAGUCGGCCAGCUGCGGAAUACAGAAAGAUGUCCAGAACUAGUGUAACAUCAGAUACUAGUGUGGCAUCCAAUACUAACCUAGUAUAAGUGACUGGCAGGAGUCAAGAAUGAUCUUUAUCUCUAUUCGGUUUGCCACAUUAACUAUUUUAUUAUUUGUCACUCACAUUAAAUUUGCUACUCCUAAUUAUUAUUUGUGAUUGAUUGUUUUUUUUGCUUCAAUUUUUAAAAUUGAUUUUUAGAAUAAUUAAACUUAUAGACCGUUCCCAUCACUGUACCAUUAGCAAUGAAAUGAGCUGGCAGACUGAAUAGGCAAAAUCACUACAUUGUUUCUGUAUUUCCUCCAAGGGUGAUCAGUAAUAUUAAAUAAUAGUGAGCUUAUAAUCAACUUAAUAAUAUUCAUUGACGAGAGGCCACACAAACUAUUAUAAUCGGUCAGACGGUCACUCAUGACUCAUUGUCUAAUGUCUAAUUGAUCAAUCAUCAUUCGUUCAGAUUCCUCCUAUGGCGUCCUCAAUGGGAUCGGUCUUCGGGCUUUAGUUUUUGGGGACUGCGCCAGACUAACUGUGCUAAGGUAAGUAAAAUAACAGAUUAGUCGAAUCUAGCUACAUUCUAAUGUCCUCCGGAUAUUUUUUUGAUAAGCUAUUAUUAUCAUAGCAUGAUCUUAUUAUCCUAGUACACACUGCACAGAGCUAAUUGACAUUCUUUCUGAGGAAUAGGUCAGUCAUAAGAGCGGAACCCUCCCCCUGAAGUAAUUGUAUAGCCCACCGUUGUUAUCAAGCAAGGUUGCUAAAGCCUGUGUUGAGUUAGUAUUGGGAGGUUCAGAAUAGCACUGGUAGGGUCAAAGUAACCCCAACAACUAGGUUAUAGUGCAAGAAAGGGUCAGAAAGACCCCGAACUGGCCGAAGAGCACAUGAUGGGCUAGACCCAUCAUGUCCCAUCAUGUACUCUUUCCCGAGUUACAUUAUCAUUUCUUGAUGAAAAACAUGUUAUAUCAAUAUCCUGCCAUUCUGUAUGGCUAUACGUGGGAAGCUCCCCAGAGCUCUGAGCUAAUCAGUGGUAGUUCAUUAUAAAAAGCAUUACUUAGGACUUAGCACACACAGUUGCUCAGAGGAAAAACAUCUGUACAAUGAAGGCAGCUGGAGAUAUACCAAUUCUGUUUCUCUUUCUAGUAAAUUGUUAUGUUAACUGUCAAAAUUUUGACUACAACAAUGUCAUUGAUUAUGAAAAUGACAACUUCACCUUAACUGUUGUAUUUCAAGUACAAGCGACUUAUAACUCAAUAACUGGUGAUGUGUGUGCUAAUGGAGUCACUAAUGAUACUGCUAACUUACUGUGCCAGAAUAUAUUCCAUGAUCCUUCUUCUAAUCUACAAGCAACUGGUUUCUUAACCACAGACUAUUCCACCUUCGUGUUCAAUUCUGUUGCUUAUAGUGUUGAUUGUUCAAGUGGUAUUGACACUUGUCCUGGUACUCAAGUUUCUAACUGUGAUUCUUAUGGAGGACUAUUAGCAGUCAAAUGUGUGAUACGUGGGUUUAAUGGAGCUCCUUCUGGUGUUACUGUUCCUCCUCCUACUCUACAUUCUAGUGAUACUAUAUCAAAUCGAUUUAGCUGUUCUGGUGCUCUUUCAGUAAUCUUAUUUGUUCUGGUAAUAGUAUAAUGGGCUUUUGUCCUAAUGGAUAUGCUACUGUCACAUGUCAGAGAAAGGUACAUGUACAUGAUUAUUGACUGCAUGAUGUCUUCGGAUGAUUAAUAAUAAUAGUGCUAUAGGCCACAAAAUUGUACCAUUUUAUAUACAUGUACCCAGUUUCGUAGCACCAAUAUUGACAUGUUAUAUGCAGAAAU
This is a messenger RNA of Amphimedon queenslandica, 1995 nucleotides long. RefSeq lists its product as uncharacterized. Bases 1280 to 1810 code for a protein of 176 amino acids. The transcript is spliced from 6 exons. The record is from RefSeq and is a predicted model, not a curated record. NCBI's taxonomy places the organism in Eukaryota, Metazoa, Porifera, Demospongiae, Haplosclerida, Niphatidae.